GGAGGAGCGGGCGGCGGCGCUCGGCCGCCAGCUUGGGUCUGCCGUUGUAGCAGCCCUGAGGGCAGCGUGGCGCGGGGCUGCUCCCGUCUGCUCUGCCCCUGGGGACCUCAGGUGGUGAGCCUGGGCAGCCCCCCUCGGCGUCCGGCCUCCGCGCUAGUCUCUCGUUCCCUCGGAGCUCCGCAGGGAGCUGCAUCUUUGCCGAAGCCUCACGGAAAGCAUCUCCGCUACUCCUUGGUGGCUCGCCCUGCGAGAGUUUGCUUUUAACGGUGUCCUAUUUUUCUUGACUGUGACAAAAUCUGCUUUGGAGGUGUGUUUACAAUGACUACAACCGCAGAGCGGAGGUUCAUUAAUCUCAGGAAACGUCUAGAUCAGCUGGGCUACCGGCAACCGUUGGGAGUGGAGAGUUUACCUUUGGUGGAAAAGCUUUUUAGGUAUUCAGCAGGAGAUUCAUUUAAAAACAUAGUAAUAAUAUACGACCUAGUUCAUACGACUGAGAGCUUGCGCAGUGCAAAGUUAUCUGCUGGAAAAACUGAAAAAGAAUGCAGCAAUUAUGAUGCUAUUUUGGAACCUUAUAAAACAGAGAAUGCUAAACUUACCAGGAAAAAUAAUGAACUGCAUUUAGAAAUAUUAAAACUGAAAGAGCAAUCUGAUCGUCAUGUUAAAGAUUUGAAAGCCUCCUUAAGGAGAGUUGAACAUGAAACGGCUGACUUGAAAUUUCUGAAUAACCAAUAUGUACACAAAAUUAAAAUGCUGGAAAAAGAGAACAAAGCCAAGACUGAAAAAAUUCAGCAGCUUCAAGAGAAGAAUCUGCAAGCAGUAGUGCAAACACCUGGUGGCAGAAAAAGAAGCAUUCCCUUCAGGCGUCAGCGCAUGCAGAUAGACCAGCCCGUCCCCCCAUCAGGUGUUAGCGCCUAUCCAGUUCCUCAGCCAGAGGACCCUUAUGUCGCAGACCUUCUUCAGGUGGCUGAUAAUCGAAUUCAUGAACUUCAGUCAGAAGUAACAGAGCUACAGGAAAAACUGGAGAUAUCUGAACGUGGAAUGAAAAAUUAUAGCAAACAGGUUGAGCUAAGAGACAAAGAAAUAGAGCGCCUAGUGCUAGCAUUGGAUGGUGGGCGUUCUCAUGAGGUUAUCUCUCUGGAAUCAAGAAGUAAAAGUAAUGAGAAGCUUAUUGCCCAUUUGAAUUUGCAGGUUGAGUAUCUUCAACAAACAAACAAAGAACUUGAAAAUCGCAUUCGAGACCUCUUGGACACUAAACAAAAUGUGACUAGUGAGGUAGUGCAUUUAAGCAAUAAAAAUGAAGAACUGUGUCAAGAACUGAAUGAAAUAGACCACUUGGCACAGCAGUUGGAAAGACACAAGGAAAUUGUGCUUGAGACUGCAGAUAAGGAAAUAGGAGAAGCAAAGAAAGAAAUUGAAAGAAAACACAGUGAAAUACAGGAUCUUGAAGAAACAGUAACAAGGCUUAAAUCAGAGUUGUGCUCGUGUCGUAGGGAGAAUGAGAGACUGAGUGAAGAACUCUUUGGAAAAGCAGAUGAUAAAGAGAAUCUUGAACUGUUGUUAAACCAGCUUGAACAAGAGAAACAAAGGCUGACAGAAAAAACAGAGAACUUAGAAAUAAAAGAACGAGAACUUGUCCUAGAAAUAGAAAGAAUGAGACUAGAAUAUGGCAUAGCCCUAGGGGACAAAUCUCCAUCUCGUCUAGAUGCAUUUGUGAAGACUUUAGAAGACGACAGAGAUUAUUAUAAGCGAGAAUUAGAAUAUCUUCAGAAAAUGAUAAAACGAAGGCCUAGCCCAAGCCGUAGGACUUCAGAGAAGAGUGAAGAUCUUAGACUGAUCACCAGAGAAAGAGAUGAGCUACGGUCCAUGUUAGACAGAUUUGAAAAACACAUGAUAGAAAUUCAAUCCAAUGUCAAGUUAUUGACUGCAGAAAGAGAUAGAUUAAAUGUUCUUUAUGAGCAGUCUCAGGCUGAACUGAACAGGUUGAGAAGAGAAGCAAAGCAUAGUUUAGUUUCUCAGAGUCACAUGGAAGAAGAAAGAGACAUUGCACUGACUGACUUUAGAAGACUAAUGGCAGAAAAAGAGAGCCUCAGAGAAAAAUUAAAGAUUCAGCAAGAAACGGCUAACCUUGAAAAAUCAAAGAUGCAGCAUGAUAUUUCAGAACUGGAGAACAAUAUUCAAGGACUUGAGAUGGAAAGGUGUGAACUAAAGACUACAGUCUCUAUCCUAAAAGACAGAAUAACCUCUUUGGAAAAUGAAUUAAAAUUGAAGUCCAGUAAACUUGCCCAGACAUCUGAUGAUUCUUCUCAAUUUAAAGCUGAGAUUUGCUCACUUCAGCUCUUAAAUGACCGACUGCAGAGGUCUGUUGAAGAUUUACAGCACCGACUGUCCCUCAAAAAGGAUGAACUGCAGUCAGCUCAAGGAGAAAUUGUAAAGCUAGAGGAGGAACUAGAUAGGUUAAACCAGAGGAGCACUUCCCAGGAUGAAGCAGUUAAUGUGCUUAGAAGUACUAUUACUGUUUUGGACAAAGAAAAGGACAGUCUUCAAGAAACCGUAGAUGAAAAAACGGAAAGAAUUGCAUGCUUAGAUGACAACUUAGCUAACAAGGAAAAAACAAUUAAUCAUUUACGUCUAACUCUCUCUGAGCUGGAGUCCUCAACAGACCAGAUGAAGGACAUGCUGAGCAACAGAGACCGCGAGAUAUCUAGCUUACAUCACCAGCUUGAUGCAUCCCACGUAGAGCUUGCAGAAACUGGAAGAGUAAAGGAAAUGGCUCUGAAAGAAAACAGACGAUUGCAAGACGACCUAGCUACAAUGGCCAGAGAAAACCAGGCUAUUAGUACUGAGCUUGAAGAUGCAAUACGUGAAAAAGAAGAAAUGAAAACCAGGGUUCAUAAUUAUAUAACUGAAGUGUCCAGAUUUGAGACCUUGAUGGCUUCAAAGGAAAAAGAAAACCAAGAAUUGUUAGAGAAGUUCCGAAUGCUCCAUACACAAGCUGAAGACUGGGAAAUAAAGGCUCAUCAAGCUGAAGGAGAAAGCAGCUCAAUACGACUGGAACUCCUUUCUGUAGAUACAGAUCGGAGACAUCUUCGAGAGAGAGUAGAACUUCUGGAAAAAGAGAUUCAAGGGCAUAUCGUUGCACAUCAAGCAUAUGAAUCUCAGAUCUCCUCCAUUACAAAAAAUAUGUCCAAAUUGGAAGAGGAUGUUAAGCGUGAAAAUCAGGACAAGUCUUCUGUGUUGGCGGACCUGGCUUCUGUGAGGGAACUCUGUGUGAAGCUUGAGUCUAACAAAGAACUUUUAUCUCGACAGCUGACAUCCAAAAGCAUGGAUUAUGAAAGGGUUCUAGGUGAAUUAGAAGAUAUAAAAUCAGAAGCAGAGUUGCUGAAAAAGCAGUUAUCCAGUGAGAGACUUACAGUUCAGAAUCUUGAAACAUUGCUGGCUACUAGUAGAGACAAAGAAUUUCAGAACCAUUUAACAUCCCAUGAGAAAGAUUCGGAAAUUCAGUUAUUGAAAGACAAGCUAACACUCGCUGAGAGCAAACUCAUAUGCCUGUCUCUGAAGGACUUAUUCUAAGAUAUCAUCGAGACCUCUUGUCUUCUGCAUCCGUUCUCAACAUACUGGAUCAAGAUACCAUUCUAGGAAUUUUACUGAUGAAUAGGGAACACAAUUUAAAAAUAAUCUGCGGUUCUUUUUGGAUCGAAUCUCGAGUAGUUUUCAUCUUCCUGGAGUCAGAGACGAGCAGGUGCCAGACAAGAAGUCUGUGACUGAGCUAGGAGUGGAACUUAUUUUUCAGAAUUCAAGUCCAGUGCUUUAGCAAUAAACUAGUACACCUUUGCUUCUCCAGAAGUGACUUUUGAGCACUCCACCUCAUAUUGGCUUUGAAGACUCUAUGGAAUAACAUAGCUGUCUAGAUUCUGGUUUAGACAACUUAUUGUACACUCAAUGAUUUUUUUUUUUUGCUUGCUUUAUAAUGCAAUUAAUGGUGUUUUGCAACCAAGCAUUGAGUUGUCCAAGUUGACGAUUUCCUAUGAAAUAUAUUUAAUUAUAUUACUUAAGAUUUUCAAGGCUGAUUUUCAUUCUGAUUCUUGCAGUUGAAAUAGUUGGGUGCAAAUACUAAGAGUAUAGUUGACAAGCUUUCAGACUCUGCGUUUUGCUGGUCUGAACUUUCAUUAAUACAGCUCUUACUUAGUUUUGAUUCAGUUGUAUUCAUUGACAGAUAGUUCCAGCCUACUUGAUAGAAUUUCUACUGAAGCCAUAUCUGUUAUAUUUGUAUUUUUUGUGGAUAGUUACUGCUGUUUUUCUUCUAAGUGUACAUAUAAAGACCAUCUUGCAUUGCAACAGAGGAAAGUAAAUCAAUAAAUCAAUGAUUUAAUUGUUUUGUCUGUUUUUAUAAAACAUGUUUCUCUUUACCUUUGUCUGAAAAAGAGCAUGAUGUAUUGUAGUAAGGAUGUAGUGAGAGGCUUGCCAGCUUCUCACUUCUUUCUCACCUUAGGCUCUUCCAGAAACAUUCUGUUGCAUUCAUUUGGUUUUUGCUGCCUCUCAUUUGUCUUUGAUUUGAUCUGUGUGAAAAAAGAUGUUCAGUAUCUAUUUUUGUCUUAUUUUGCUCCAAUUCGUCUAAGCUCUUAGCUGACAGUGUUCAAAGAAAACUUUGUUGCUUCUCAUGAU
Messenger RNA from Tyto alba (common barn owl), 4662 nucleotides. RefSeq names its product centrosomal protein 135 (gene CEP135). Lineage: Eukaryota; Metazoa; Chordata; Aves; Strigiformes; Tytonidae. The transcript is spliced from 24 exons. The record is from RefSeq and is a predicted model, not a curated record. Bases 319 to 3570 code for a protein of 1083 amino acids.